Molecule: messenger RNA, 3327 nt
Organism: Poecilia latipinna (sailfin molly)
Lineage: Eukaryota; Metazoa; Chordata; Actinopteri; Cyprinodontiformes; Poeciliidae
Gene: mbd1b
Product: methyl-CpG binding domain protein 1b
Exons: 15
Coding region: 778-3156 (792 amino acids)
Biological process (GO): negative regulation of transcription by RNA polymerase II; DNA methylation-dependent constitutive heterochromatin formation
Cellular component (GO): nucleus
Molecular function (GO): zinc ion binding; methyl-CpG binding
Source: RefSeq, a predicted model, not a curated record
CUCUUUUGGUCCUCGAGCGUUUCCGUUGGUUGUGCUGGAUGCAUGGUGCAGGGCUAAUGUAGCCCUGGCUCAUAAACUGAAAGGAACCAACUUGUUGUAACAGAGUGCCAUAAAUUUGGGGAAUAAUAACCGAGAAGGUGUGUCGUUUUUAUCUCUCCAUUUCGGCAAAAAUCUUUAACAGACUGACGACAAAAAACAGCUGAUAACACAUUAGUGGUUGAUGAAUAUCAGCACAGCAAAGCACCACCAAACGGUGCUUAUAGCUAACAGUGGCUAACGUCAUCCCCGCUAUUAGUAAAUGUUUCUAUCCUUCUGACGCACCAGUAGUUUUGUGUGACUGUUCGCUAUAUUGCGGGUUUUUGCCAUAAAUGGGUGACUCGGACAGUGCAGCCGAGAGUCGGUGCAUUUUGUGCGGAACAGACGCUUACUUGUUUGUGCGGCUAACGUUGUGCUCGACGGCUAACAAUAGCUGCAUACUAUUGCAAGCUAAUUAACCGUUAACAAAACCUCCUUGUAGCCUUCCGUUGUGAACAAUUUCUCAUCAAAGCACGUGCUGACUUUACGUUAUACUGGAAUACAACCUUCUUCACCCUUAUCUGAAACCACCUCCCCCGUUUUUUGUUUUUUUUACCCAAACCCCUUCAGGCUUAGGGGGGUGGAGGGGGGUCAACGUUAAAAACAGAUCACUCUGAAUGGGAUGCCCGCGCAACUGUAGAAGAAAUUGUUUAUUUGCGGGAAGACUCAUUGGAUUCUCUGCUGCCCGUCCUUGGUGCACAGAUGAGUGAAGAAGCAGCAGGAGAGAGUAAGCACCCUGCCAGUGAGGCAGUGGAGGAGGAGGAGGAGGACCAGGGGGAAGGCACCGUAGAGAGUCCCAAAACAGACAAUCCCUCUGAGGAACCACCAGCACCCUCAGAUGACCCCAAAGAGGCAGCCGAGAUAAGCUUGGUCCCCCCAGUAGAGGCCAAAGAGGAGGAGGAGGAGGAGGAAGGUAAGCCUGCUGGCGAGCCUCCAAUGGACUGGUUCGAGCCGCUUGAAGAUGAUGAUGAUGAUCCAGAUGAAGAAAGCCUGGCAGGAGAGACGGAGAGCAUUGCAGGCAGCGAGAGAGCCACAAGACAUCUCUAUCAGAUUUACGGGUAUCGACGUAAGCGCGCUCAUCCUGAAGAGGGAUGGGUCGAGUGGCCGGUGCUCGGACAAGGUUGGAAGCGCAAAGAGGUUGUUCGACGCUCAGGCUCCAGCAUCGGCCAGAAGGACGUGUAUUAUCUAAGUCCACGGGGUGAUCGAGUGAGGAGCAGAGUAGAACUAGCUACGGUGCUCCAGGGAACCGACUUGACCCAGUUUGAAUACAAGAGCGGCAAGUUCGUGGAAGGGGAAAUCCCACCAGUGAGAGGUCGACCCAGAACGAAGAAACGCUAUCGGGACCGGUCCUCCUCAGAGUCCAGCUGGAUGGACAGAGGAGACGGGGCCGAGACUCCGGACUCUCACCACCGGCUGACCCCGAACAUCACACCCAGGAACCUCCACAGCAACCAGACGAGCGUCUCGCUGAACAGCUCAACGGGGGAGUCAAAGCAGAGCCCCAACUCCGAGGAAAAGCAGUCGGAGGAAAAAAUCCGGCUCCCUUUCCCCUCGUCGUCUCGUCCGCUCUCUUUGCCUUCAAUCAAGGGAGAAUUCGGAUCGGAAGAGAGCACCCUGAUCUGUGCAAAGUGUGGUAUUUCGUUUACAGGUACAUGGUAUGACAAACAAAGAAAGCGGCCUUGCUGUCCCUCCUGCUGGGCAACGUCCAAGUCGAUAGAGCACCCGCUGAUCCGCUUCAGGAAGUGGAUUCCUUGUGGACAGUGCGUGGGAUGUCACAACGCCAUCGACUGCGGUCAGUGUGCAAACUGCAAGCAUGGACUGCAAAGCCCCGAAGCCAGAAAACGCCUGUGUCGAAAACGCAGGUGCAUAUGUCCGAUACGCAAGCAAAGCCCAGGAAGCAUAAAUGUAACUUACAAGAGAUCUUUUGUUGACCCUGUUGACACGUAUGAAGAUAGUAAUGAUGUCACAGAGUCACAGCAUCCAAGUCUCAAAAGCAGCGACACGGAGAACUUCUCGGCGAACGUGGACCUCGACGAUGACGACAUGUCGACAGACGACGACGAUGACUGGCAUAAAAAGCGGAAGCGACGUUCCUGUGGCGAGUGUAAGGCCUGUCUGUGUAGGAAAGACUGCGGCGUGUGCGAUUUCUGCAUAGACAAACCCAAAUUUGGAGGCAGCAACAAGAAAAGGCAGAAGUGUCGUCUACGGCAGUGUCAAAGGCAAGCGAUGAGACAUUUGCUGCCCUUCCAGAUGGCAGGAGCUGAGUUGGGGCUGGAUGCCCCUCUGCUGCCCGGCAGGCCCAGGCCUCACUACACGUACAGCCGCAAGUCCAGCUUAAAGAGAAGCCAAGACCAGCAGGCUGACAUGGACUACACCGACGACGAUGACGACGACGACGAGGACAGCAAUCCGCAACCGCUGAAUCAUUCUGAUUUUGGGGUGCGGAACGGCGUGCCAGAUCGAUUCCCUCACAUCAGCAAUCAUAACUACUCCCAACCAGACCAUCACAGUCAGUGGGAUACAGAGAAAUCGCACACAGGCAGAAAUGCCCCAAAGCACAUGGAAGAUGACAAGGACGAGUUCCCCAUGAUCACACAGAUCUUCAGUCUGGCUGAGAAUCCGACGGAGAGCAGCGUGGACCUGGAAAACCAGCUGAUGAAGCUGCUCCACUCGCUCCGCUCCUCCGUGCUGCCUAUCCUCUGGUACGCCAUCAUGGUGGAGGGCCCGCAGCUGCAGCUCAUCCAGUGCUCCAAGCAGUCCAACAUGGCCGACACCAUGGUGCUGAUCGACCCAGGCUUCUGCUACCAGGUCACCGUCCAGAAGCAGCCGCUGCUGCCCAUCCACCCGCUCUACGACAUCCACCCGUCGCGGCUCGGCACAGCCACCGACGUGGUCAGCCUGCUGCUGUCUCUGGAGCGGUACGUCGUGUGCCAGGGACUCCCCAUCAAGCAGUCGUCGUUCGACAAAGGGCCGAUCGUGCUGGAGCGGUCAGCCACGUGCGACUUCCUGAUCAAGAAGAACGAGCGGACCUGUGCGAGCUGCAAAGCACUACAAGAACUUCAAAUCCAUCACAGAGAGUGAAAAAACACAGUUGGAUGGAAGCAGUGACUUUUUUUUUUUCUUUUCCUAUUUUGUGCCAUUUUCUUUUUCUUUCUUUUCACUAUAUUGUACAGUUGAGAGACAAUUUGACAGACUUACCUCUGGACUGUGAUAGUAUGUUUUACCUUUUUGAAAAUCACCAAAGGAAUUCCA